UUAGUGGACCUGUUGCAGAAAUCCGUCGUCGCGCCUGCAUCCACACACACCACCCACACACCACACACACACACACACACAUGGCGUUGGAUGACCUCCAGGAAGCAUAAUUGCAUACCGUGGUGCUGCUGCUGCUCUUGAUGUCCGUAUUCGCCGGUGAGGUGCAUCUCCCCGCUGGAUGGCGGCGAGUGCGGCCUCCCGCACGGCGAGUGCGGCCUCCUGCAUGGUGAGGGAGCUCGUUAUCAUGCCCUUCAGAUCUACCACCCUGCUCGAUGAGUGACAGCGCCGUAACUGAACGCACAAUGCAAUGCAGGCGGCAAACCAUGCAGGGCAUUUGUGGGUGCUGUAGGUGGCACAUGUACGUGCGGGCCUCAUCCAUCUGCCUCUCACGCACGUAAGUACCUUCGCUGGCCUGGAUCUCCUGAGCGCGGCCGAGAAACGACGCACCUGCACACAGAGGAAGCCAGAGAAACAUGCCAUCCAUGGAUCAUUCCCGUUCGUGAUAGAUCUCGCCGCUCCAUGGACCAUGCACGUCAACGCCGCAGUCCUUCCCCUCCUCGCAGUCGGGGCCAUACUAUAGUAGCUCCCCUCGCCCACCCACAUCUCUGUGGGCACACAUCAGUCAUGCGGCCAUCCAUAUGCACAAAAGAGGACCAAACUCACGCAGUAUGGGCAGAUCUGUCAUGGUGGAUGGUCGGUUCGGCGCCUGUUUGUCCCCCCUUUGCUCACGUCGGUCAGAGUUGCGCUGGGCUGUCACAGCGGCCAGGCCGACCACCAGGAUGACGAGGCUGAAACAACGCGUCAUCAUCAUCGCGCCAGCAAAUCGCAGACGAUGUGCUCACUCGGCGACUAAGAGGUCUAAGAGAUCUCCUUAUCGGGAGAGAUUAAAGGGAGGCGUGCCCAUGCCAGGGACGUGGACAAACAUUCACGUCAUACGCCGGACCUGCGUAUGACGAGAAUGUAAUCACCCAAUAUACAGAUACAAUCGUCAC
Molecule: messenger RNA, 992 nt
Organism: Vitrella brassicaformis
Lineage: Eukaryota; Vitrellaceae
Source: the annotation of a GenBank genome assembly